Messenger RNA from Tinamus guttatus (white-throated tinamou), 549 nucleotides. NCBI's taxonomy places the organism in Eukaryota, Metazoa, Chordata, Aves, Tinamiformes, Tinamidae. The record is from RefSeq and is a predicted model, not a curated record.
AUGAAGUCCCUCCCCAUCACGCUCGGCGUCUUCCUCAACUCCUACUACGACGUGAAGUUCAGCCCGGUGGGCAUGGUGUUCGCCACGCUCGGCGUCCUCGUCACCUCGCUCUACCAGGUGUGGGUCGGGGCCAAGCAGCACGAGCUGCAGGUGAACUCCAUGCAGCUGCUCUACUACCAGGCGCCCAUGUCCUCCGCGGUGCUGCUCUGCGUCAUACCCUUCUUCGAGCCCGUCUUCGGGGAAGGGGGCAUAUUUGGGCCCUGGACGCUCUCUGCUGUGAUAAUGGUACUGCUGUCUGGUAUAAUAGCCUUUAUGGUAAACUUGUCCAUUUACUGGAUCAUUGGAAAUACGUCACCUGUCACAUAUAACAUGUUUGGACAUUUCAAGUUCUGCAUCACCCUCCUGGGAGGGUGCGUCUUGUUUAAGGAUCCGUUGUCCCUAAAUCAAGGCCUUGGGAUUCUGUGCACAUUGAUGGGUAUUUUAGCCUACACCCACUUCAAGCUGAGUGAGCAGGAAGGAAGUAAGAGCAAAUUGGCGCAGCGUCCCUAA